This is a messenger RNA of Paramuricea clavata, 9648 nucleotides long. Lineage: Eukaryota; Metazoa; Cnidaria; Anthozoa; Malacalcyonacea; Plexauridae. The record is from the annotation of a GenBank genome assembly.
AUUUUCCUUUUAAAUUUUAUGAUCAACAAUGGAAAUAUGUGGACUCUGUGUUAUCAUUAAUGGAGUACACACACACUGAUAAAAUCUGUGUAUGAUAAUCAAGGAUUUAUAGUGAUUGGGCGAUAAACUGUAUAUAUAUUCCUGUAUAUACCCGCAUAAUUUUUUUGCACACUUCAGUUGGCAAGUUUGUGUGAUGUUUCGACGGAUAAGAACACUUAUUAAUCGUCAUGUUUUGCAACAUCUUACUGUGAGGACAGUCGUAGGAGCUAUAGUUGUAUAUUGUUUAAUAAAAUCCCUCAAAUAUGGAGUUCUGUACUAUACGAAUUUAGAAAGGUUUUUUGUCAAGGUGGGUGUAGCGAAUUAAUUUUAGGCGCUUAUAUAGGCAACAUAAACCAAUCAACAGCAGUUGUGUUGAAGAAUUUUGUAGCUGGAAAUUUCAAGGAAAAUAAUUUUUAGACCAAGGGACUGAAGGGAACAGUUUAUAUGAAAAGAUGCAACUAUAAGCCGUCUGGCAGGAAGUGAAGCUCCAGUCCUGCGAUUCCCGUGCAAUGUUAGGUUAAUAGUGAGUUUAAGAUACCCCGGUUUCGGUGUACGGAUACGGGUAGUGUCAUCUUGUUUACUAGUUUUUACUGAUGUCUGUAAAUCAAUCAUACUUUUUCUGUUUUCUUGCAAUAGACAAUGAUAUAAUGCGAAAAAUGUGCACCUUAAUUACGAGUAAAGGUACAGACAUCGACAGAAAUAUUGCUAACCAAAAUCAUGCUACCCGUACACGUACAUCGAAACCGGGGUAUCUUAAACUCACUACUCUUUAGUUUCUGGUCCGCCGCCCGCAUCCUUUCUCCGUAAAGUAUUAUUUCAGGACUAUUUUGUUAUUUAUAAUUAACUUCUAGUUCUUGAAAAUUUUCGCGAAGGAUUUAACUUAUAGAACGAUAAAUAGUCAAUAGAGAGAUCCAGCAAAAUGUAGUAUUGAAUAGUAAAAACCGCUGCCUUAUCGAGAUCACGAGGUAAAAAAACUAGAAAUAUUAAUAGAUCAUUUUGAUAUGUAAAAUCCUUUGUAAUCUGUCGUACAUGUCGAUUUAUAAAUAAUAUAAAUGCAAUUUAUGUAAAAUUUCAUAACAUUUUGACACAAUUAGCAUGAAAAGGGACAAGAAAGACCACAAAAAUGUGGGCAAAACCACAAUUGUAAUUAUGUCCUAUAGUCCUAACCACCCGCCCGCCCGCGUCGUAAACGAAGGUAAGGCCGGACCAGAAACUAAAGAUUAACUUGUAGUGGCCUUAGGGACCUUUACGGCGACGGCUAUUAAUGGGCUAUUACAUUUAAUGCCCGUACCCCCUGUCGAGGACCUCAUUUUCCAAGGGGGAAAUUAGUAAUUUUUUCCAGAGGGGUAAUUGGGAAAAUGGAAGAAAAAUGCUCUUUCCAGAGGGGUUAAAAAGCAAAAAUGCACUUCCAGAGGGGGUUCAAGUCUCUUCCAGAGGGGUCAAUUACACAGAUUUUUUUGCAUUCCAGAGGGGUAAAAUCCCCAAAAGCAGAGGUCCUCGACAGGGGGGGUUGGUUUUUUUAUGUAAUAGCCCAAUACAAUGAAAUUUAUGACAGUGUAGAGAGAAAAUGCAUAAUUAAAGGUCCCAUGGGAGUUCUAGACGUCGUCCUUGCUCUGUUUACAACAGCAAACCAAAGAUUUUCACGUUUUGUACACAACGUCUGCCUUUCAAGCCGCGAGAAGUCGUCCUCGCCAAAUUGGACUAAUUGGCUUAGUAGAGAUCGAAGUCUUCUCAACUAUAAAUCUCUGUCUUGACCUUCUUAAAUUGCAAUAAAUUCACACAACGGAUAAUACAAGACAUGUUGAUCUUAAAGUUACUCAUUCGAACGAGUUUAUUUUGGUCGUCGCGUUGCCCUCACCUAUUUGCUAAAGGUCCCUAAUCUGACCACAGAGGGGCGGGGGUAAUUUACAGAAUGCAGAACGUGACUUCUGUAAUUUUGCUCAACUUUUUACAGGGUUAGGACCCUAACACUUUCGGACAGCUUUUAUGUAUCACCGCUGAGCGAAAUUGCAUUCUGCAAAUUACCCCAACACCUCAGCAGUCAGAGCAUUGCACCGGAAUCGCAGGGCUGCAGGUUCAAUUCCCGCCAAACGGCUUAAAAUUCCCCUUGCCGACCACCGAGCUAUUUAUGAAUUACCUUCGCCGACCACUGAGCUAUAGGGUCCAGCCCGACUGGAAGGUUGGAAAUUGCACGGCCGAGAUUUCGAAAAUUUAAUAGCAAAUAUAUAGAAAGCAUCAAAAUUGCACAGCCGAUAAAGUUCAUGUAUAUACUAGCUAGGGUGAUGCCAGUGUGUGUCGUUAUAAGGGUGAAUAUAUAAUAUUCUGGGCAUCAGUUUGGUAGAACAGAAUUUUGAAGUUUUCCUUGUAUCCCUAUCAACUUGCAGCUUUCACCGAAAUGGUUAAUAUAGUCGUACUUUGUUAUUUAUUUACUAGGUUGAAAACUUAGAUAUUGUAUCUGGAGAUUUUUAUUGCAAGAGUUCAAUCACAAAUCACUCAUGCAUGUUACAUACAAGCAAUCCAUUGGCAAUAUGUUACAACAUGGGUGACAAAUGCUAUGGAUUUACAUAUAACAUUGGGCCAAGAACAUCAACAUUUAAACAAGGUACCACUGGAAAACCAAAGUUUACUCUGGGAAUUGCAACGGUUUAUAAGAAUAAGUUUAAGGAUCUGUUGAUGUUAAAGGAAACAGAGGACUGUGCUCCAAUAGUGGUGAGUGUCAUGCAUGUUAGUUUGUUACCGGUAUAUUUAAAAUGGAUGCAUUGCCAUUGAUGAUGGUGAUAAUGAUGGUGGUGAUGAUGGUGGUGAUGAUAACUGUGGUAAUGAUGGUGCUGCUGAUGGUUAUAAUAAUGGUGAUGGUGGUGGUAAUGGUGGUCAUGAUGUGAUGUGGUGGUCAUGAAAGUGUUGAUGGUAGUCCUGAUGGUGGUCAUGAUGGUGAUGUGGUGGUCAUGGAAGUGUUGAUGGUGAUCAUGAUGGUGAUGUGGUGGUCAUGAAGGUGUUGAUGGUGAUCAUGAUGGUGAUGUGGUGGUCAUGAAGGUGUUGAUGGUGAUCAUGAUGGUGAUGUGGUGGUCAUGAAAGUGUUGAUGGUGAUCAUGAUGGUGAUGUGGUGGUCAUGAAGGUGUUGAUGGUGAUCAUGAUGGUGAUCAUGAUGGUGAUGUGGUGGUCAUGAAAGUGUUGAUGGCGAUCAUGAUGGUGAUGUGGUGGUCAUGAAGGUGUUGAUGGUGGUCAUGAUGGUGAUCAUGAUGGUGAUGUGGUGGUCAUGAAAGUGUUGAUGGCGAUCAUGAUGGUGAUCAUGAUGGUGAUGUGGUGGUCAUGAAGGUGUUGAUGGUGAUCAUGAUGGUGAUCAUGAUGGUGAUGUGGUGGUCAUGAAAGUGUUGAUGGUGGUUUUGGUGAUAGUGUUAAUGAUGAUAAGCAACUCCACAACUGAAUGUUUUGCAAUUAAAAAGUCCAAUUCACAUAGUUUUCCUCCUUAAGAACAGGUAACAGCAAGUUUAAGCAAAGUUUCUUAUAGGAAAGAAAGCAUAAAGACAACAGCAAGGCAUCAAAUAAGAUAUGCAACAUCCCAGAAAUUGAUCCAUUUGAUUCCACAGUUAUGGAAAUGAUAAAGAAAGUUCCACCACUGGUUUGCAAAGGAGAAAAGAAUUUGACAUUUUAUCAUAAUGGAAAACUCAUGAUAACACCAGGUAAAAUUCCCAAUGAAUACCCUCCUGGAUACAAAUCUACAUAUUAUUACUUGCUUCCCGCAUCUGUACUAUAAUGGUCCAUUCACGUGAUAGCUCUAUCAAUUCCUAAAUUCUAUUACAGGAGGAAACCUAAACUAUGUUUAUUUGUAUGUACAGUUUAGCCCUAGACUAUCUUUUCUUAAAAGAUCAUACACUAACCUACUAGGACACUAUGUUUAAACACAGAUUUGGCACAAAAAGUACUCAAUUGCUCGGUGGGAAAUGUUUUUCUCCCAAGAAGAAAAUGAUUUUUUCCAGCCCUGCUAACCAUGCACCAAUGUGUUGUAGGUGGAAAAUCAAAGGUGAAGAAAGUGAACUACAAGGUCAUACGGCUUCUAAGUAACUCAGGUCAGGGUUUCGAUAUUCACAAAACUGGCAGCCUAACCCCGUCCAACCCUGUGGUAACCCUUAACGAAGAAAUGAUCUAUGCUGAGAUUGAAAAAACUGACAAUGAUGAUGUUCAGAAAGAAUUUCAUAUGGAAAUCAAUCCUCGUGAAGAAGUACUACAUAGAGUACCCAAAGCUAAACCAGGGAUACCGCUAAACGUUAUGAUGGUGGGCUUAGAUUCGACGUCUCAUGCUCACUUCCAGCGUAAACUGGGUCCCAUAUACAAGUAUAUGAAAGAGGAGUUGAAAUCCCAGAUGUUCGAUAGUUAUUCAAUCCUUGGUGAUGGUACAACAGUGGCGCUCAUUGGGAUGUUAGUUGGAAGACAUUUUGAUGAGUUGCCCGAGGGAAGAAGAGGGUAAGCUUUUGUUUGAGAAUUUUUUUCCAUUUCCACUCGACAAUAUUUUCCUCGGAAAGAAACAUUUGUAAAAUGUUAUUUUGGCCGGCAUAAAUUUUUCAUCGGAAAAAAAAUUUUGAAGUUGAAAAUUUUCAACAUUUGACAAUGACGUGAAAAUUUUCCACAGAAAUAAAAUUUUGUAAAGUUUGAUGGCAACCGUAAGCCGACAGCUGUCACAACUUGUCAUUCUAAAUGUCGCGUUAUUAUCUUAAUAUAGAAAGUUUUCUGCGCGAUGUCUAGACCGCUGGCCAUGGAUAUUCAAGGACAUGCAGGCUCAUGGUUAUGCAACAUAUUACAACGAAGACGAAGUAUUCAACGGAGCGAUCACCACACGCCUCAAAGGAUUCUGUAAACCACCCAUUGACCACUACCUCUUACCAUUCUGGUACGCUGCUUUGGAGACAUACGCCACCACGUAUCAAAAAGUAACGGGCACUAUUAGUUACAUAAAAGGCCAUUGUCUGGGCUCCCAAGCGAUAUACAAUGUCAGUUUAAACAGCAUCAAGAGUUUCUUCAACGCAUACCCGAAGAAAUUAAAAUUCGGCUUUCAUAUGAAUUCCGAUUUCUGUCACCACGAGGAUUUCAAUUUCAUAUCUUUGGUGGAAGAGGAUUUGUUAAAAUUUCUAAAGUAUUUUAAGAACGAAGGUAUUCUUAAUAAUACCAUCUUAAUUUUGUUUGGUGAUCAUGGCUUGCGUUAUGGAUUCGUCCGUUCCACCGUAUUGGGUCGCAUGGAGGAAAGACUUCCUUUUCUGUCCAUUACUUUUCCACCAUGGUUUGAGAAAACUUAUCCUGAAUUGUAUCAGAAUUUGAAGAAAAAUACCGAGGUGUUGACUACACCGUUUGACCUGCACGCCACGUUUCAGCACAUGCUGUCCUACCCACGGGGACCCGAGGGGUUGCCUCACGGCAAGAGCUUGUUUACUGAUAUAGGCUGGAGGACCUGCGAGCAGGCUGGAAUACCUUUUCAUUUCUGCCCGUGUGUCGACUGGAGUGAAGUAGAGGUAAUUAAAAUAAUCAGCAUGAGCUAGACCUUUGAAUUUACUAAAUGAGUAAAUUGUUAAACACGUCCGAAAUUAUCAAUACAUAACUAACUUAUUGGGAUAGAUGAACCUAACCCCAACUCUAACCCCUAACCCUAAUAUAAUCUUAAUCUAACCCUAUUCUAAUCUUAAUCUGACACUAAUCUAAACUUGAUGACCUUAAUAUUGUUAUUCCAAUGAGUUUCACAGCCAUCUUCACUUCGAUAGGCUAUGUGUUGACACAGGCACAUGAUAACCUGGCGAGGGUGAAUAUACACACAUUAAAGCAACCUCAAUAUCUCCAGACUGAAAGGGGAUAUCGAAAAAGUUAAAAAUGUUAUGCUAAAUUCUUCCUGAUAAAACGUUAAUUAGAGUAACGUAACGUUAAUUAGAAUAAUUAAUUAGAGUAAAGGAAAUGUUGUUUCAUGUGCGAUUUAAACUGUUUUACCAACGUGUCCAAACCCAUACAUUCACAGGUGGACAAUGAGGACGUCAAGAACGGUGCAUUGGCUGUGGUUGAAAUGAUGAAUGAAAGAUUGACGAGUAAUGGUGUUGGAACGAAAUGCGCCAAAUUAGAAUUAAAACGCGUCAUUUCCGCUCUUCUGAUCACUUCCAAAGUUGAAGAAAAAAAGGAAAACAUCAAUGCAGGACAACGGUUUACUAUAAUCAAGACUUUGGAAGGUAAAGAUCUAGAGUUCAAUGAAAGUUAGGACAUACGAGUUGACUUGAGUUUAUCCUUCAUAAGGUCCAUUUACACUACACAACUUUUGCCCAAAACUGUUUCAUGUAACUUGCUUACAUCUUGAGUUGUACUGUGUAAAUCAAGCACACAACUCAUAUGCGACAACGUUAAGUGAGUUGUAUGUUUGAUUUACACAGUACAACUCAAGUUGUAAGCAGGUUGCAUGCGACAGUUUUGGGGAAAUGUUGUGUUGUGUAAAUCGGGCUAUAUAAGCAUGAAAAGCAGGGUUAAUUCAGAAUAAUUAGUCAUUAUUUUGUGAUUUAUCUCUGGUGUCUAGGUGGAUGUAUGUAUCAACUUCAACUGGAAACCUCGCCAAAUAACGGAGUCUACGAAUCUACGGUGCAACUGAUCAGCGGCAUUCCCAAGGUCAAUCAACAAUUAAGCCGGGUGAACGAGUACAAUGACCAAUCAGAUUGCAUAAGAAAGACACAUCCAUUACUAAGAGAGUUUUGUUUCUGCCAUGGUGCCAGUGCAUCAAAAACGUAAAGACGAUCCCUUCUAGUAAAGCAAACCUAUAUUUUUCACCAGUUUCAGGCCCUUCGCGACCUUCAGUACCUUCCGGUCAUUCACUCUAAAUGGAAAACGCAUAAUCCGAAUGGGAUUUUCUAUCCGAAGUAUUCCUUACCAUUAGCACAAUUUCAAACCGAAUGGGUUUUCCAUGUAAAUAGUAAACAACCAUUACUACCUGAAAAAAGACAAGCAGAAACUCAACGUUUCGAGCGAAGGCCCUUCAGCUCAAAACGUUCAGUUUCUGCUUGUUUCUUUCAGGUAGUAAUAUAACCACUCAGCACAGCAAUUUAUCAAUAUUGCAUUUGUUUCAUUGGUGAAGCUGGUUUUUCAUGUAAUAUAUGAACAACGAGAGCGAGUGUUUCACCGGGAUAUCCAAACACGAGAAAACAAUGUAUGAAAACACAAGCGCGAGUCAUACAUUGUUUUCGAGUGUUUGGAUAUCCCGGUGAGACACGAGCUCGAGUUGUUUAUAUGGCUUCUCAAAUGGAUCGAGACGCAACAGAAUGUUUUCGUUUGCUGAUUUGAAUAGAAUUCUUAACCAAGCAGAUCGUAAUUAGGAAUUCUAUUCAAGUAAUUUUGCAUGCGUAAUUAAGAUAUUUGAUGAAAAUUUCAUCAAGUUUCACCGGGUUAUCCCAAAUGCAUCUUGUGGUCAAAUAGGUGAUUAUCAUUGGCUGAAUUGCUCAUGAAUUAUUAAUAAAUUUGAGAAAGUGACAUGAGCCCUUUGCAUCUGAUUUAGUUUCUCUAGAACGUUUUUCAGCGAAUAUUUAUAUGAUGGAAAGGCCUCAUUCCACAGAAUAGUUUUCUAAUAUUUUGAUGAAAAAUAUUUUGAUAUUUUAAUUAGAAUUUUGAUUUAUUUAAUUAAUUAGAUAAUGAAUUAUUUAAUGUAGAUGCGUGAAAAGGCGAACAAUUGAGAGGUUCAGAUUUGACUACAUUACCACUGACUAAGCUUAAUACGCAUUUCAUUGGUUAAUCGAGUAGAUGAAACACAUCUGAUUGGUCAAUGAUAGCGGAAGUCAAAAUCUGAACCACUCUAUUAUUGCGGAUGAGACAAUUCAAUUAGCCUUUCUCACGUCGCCAUUUUUGGGUGGCAUUUCAGCUAAAGUCUGUGCGAUAAGUCCACAUAACAGCGACUUUUUAUAUUUUUUUGACGAAUAAUGGUAAAUUUGCUUUGUAAAUGGUUAGUUUAUUUUGAAAAAUUGCUUCUCACAUUGUUUUAAUUGUCUGCAUUGGUUGACGAGAAUUGGAUGCCACUCAAAAAUGGCGGAUAUUCGUCAUCGUGAGAAAGGCCAAUUACAUUGUCCGUGCGCAACCAUGCAUAGUAAUAAGGACUUUAUUUUGAUAUUGCCUUGAAUAUUUUUAUUGUACAACAUUGUCAUUGUUAUUCCUCAUUAGUCCAAUUAAUAACAAAUAUUUUGAUAAUUUUCGGUUGUAAAGAAAAAACAAAAUUUCAUCUAGGCACAAUCAAUCGAGGUUUGGUCUGAAAGUUCGACAAACUUCAAAGCGUCUAUAAUAACUACGAUUUUAUGUUGAGACGCUUUGUACAAUUUUGCCGAUAAACGUGAUCAGUAAGAUAAAACAAGCCAUCGUCAUUGCUUCACAAUGCGAGUUAUGUUACAAUGCAUGCUUGUAAAUACGCCUCCAAGGAGAACCUCGCUUCAGGAUUCCUGCCAACACUUCCGCGUCUUGACAUUUGCCUUUCGAAAGACCUUAUUAAACAUUUUGUCCGUGCGAUAAUUUGAAGAAAAUCAUCCAAAUCAACACAGCCAUUCUUGUUCGCAAACCUCCGAGCAUAAAUAUCGAUCGUCUUUUGUGUGAUGUUAAAAUCCGGAACUUCUUUUAAUGCUCGAUUGAGUUCUCUUUUAUUCAUAUCAAAGCUCUUGUCCGUGUCGUAUUUCUUGAAUAUACCAUACCAAGCUUUCAAAUCUUUCCAAAGUUUAGAAAACUCGUCAAACUCAACACAAAAACUGCAGUCCGUGUCGUACAACAACAACAAACUUCGACAAGUCUCCAAAUUAAACUUAUAUUCACCAAGGUCGCGCCGGAAACACGUCUGAAGUAAGGUCUGUAGUUCAAAGGCAUCCACAACCCCAUCUUCGCCAGCGACUUUCUCGAAAAUUUGAAGAAUAAUUUGAUCCUUGCUGUCCACAUGUAUUCUACGACUGCGACGUCGCUGGGACUCGGGAAUGACUUGAAAAUUGUAGAAAUUGAGCGCCAUUUUGUAGCGCGAAGCAAGCUCUCGUUUUGUACUUUUGUACUAGUUUCUGUGGCACGGUUGACAGAUGUAAUGAUAAUUUGUGAUGUUGGUGUUUUGGUUGUAACAGCAGAGAGCGUGGGUUAGCGGAAAUUACGUCAUAAAAGGUCAAGUUCCUUUGAUACAUAUGUCGCUCCCUUUCUAAGACUUUACCAUGUAUGGUAAUAGUAUUAUGUACAACUUUAUAACCAUAUAAGUAAUAUUUACAUAUAUAGUGCCUGGGAACUUUCGUCUCCGCAGAGUUUUCCGUGAUUUUCCUUAUUUUUACGCGAGGAUCCGCUGACGAGUGUGUUUGCGGACGCAGUGAGCCUGGAUCCAAAUUUUUAGAGGACAACUAUCUCUAAAUAUUAAUAACUAAAACUUUCAUAUAUUAACUAUAAACAUACGUGACCAGUGUCGAAUGUUCAUCAUUGUCGCAUUGUGGGCGUCGAUGAGAUACUUGAGAUUACUGAACUUUCAUCAAAACUUGACGUCGUAUCACAACUGUGCGAGGUUGAUGCCAAUCUGUCUAGUAUUGUCGUGGCUUGCGAGGUUGUACGAGAACUAUCAUCCAGUAAUUGUCGUAGUAAUGACUCAGACAGAAUACC